Messenger RNA from Halichondria panicea, 2886 nucleotides. RefSeq lists its product as uncharacterized. Lineage: Eukaryota; Metazoa; Porifera; Demospongiae; Suberitida; Halichondriidae. Bases 163 to 2817 code for a protein of 884 amino acids. The record is from RefSeq and is a predicted model, not a curated record. Gene Ontology annotation, molecular function: 2-oxoglutarate-dependent dioxygenase activity. The transcript has 3 exons.
UCUAUAUAAUUAUUAUAAAAUACUGUAAGACACUCUUUACCGAGAUUUUCAACCAUUUCACUGAAAACCAGCUCAGAGCUGCUAGAAAACUUAAAAAUAGGGACAGAUCACUUGCCAUUCCUGUAUUAGUGCUUAGUAUAUAAAAUAGGUACAUUUUCAGUCAUGUUUGCUUGGGUCCUACAAUUUCCGGUUGUAUCCUGUCUGAGCUUGUUAGCAGUCCUGACUUUCUGGACGACAAUGUGUGUCGAUAUCAGCGAUUACGACCAACAGUGCACUAUGUUUUUAUCUCAGGACAGUCAUCCUAUAUGUCUCAAUUAUAGGUCUGCAAAGUAUACUACAAUGGAAACAAUUUCUCUACUUUUAACAGACUCCUCUGAUUUCACCUGGUCAUCUGAUAGCAUCGUAUCACACCUUAUCAGCUGUUCUCAGAUGAGGUUGUCGACAAGAAACGGUACGAGAUCCCCCACACCCUACAAUAGUCACCCCCCUAGCCUGGUGGAUAUUGUGUUUUUGAUUGAACAGUCUGACAGGAUACUGAAUAUGAAGAAGUUGGAACAUUUGGAGUUGCUGAUCGAAUUGUCUCAGAAUGAAACACAUGAUGUAAGAUUCGGAGUUGUUAUGUAUUCUGUAUUUGAUCCAAAUACGACUAAAGCAAUCGGAUUUAAUCGCAUUUUCCCAUUUAAUGAAGCGAAAACACUUUUGACGCAACUACCAGUAAAUGAAGGUGUAACACAAACUGAUAGUAAAGAGGUGUAUCAAUAUACAUCCUUGAAGAGAAAUCUUGCUCUGAUCUCUGAAGUCCUAAAAAACAAUUCCUCUUUAAAACUUAGACCUACGUCAGACCUCUAUAUAAUUUCUCUUCUUGAUCUGUACACAGCUGGUCAAAGCCCCAAAUCGACUAAAAUGGAAAAAAUUGCUAUCAAUGACUUGAAAAAAAACAUUGCGAACUUAAUGUCAAUUUUGGUCAAUCAAGCAACCACAUCUCAAUCCAACCCUCUCUUCUUACAAUUUGUAUUUGACGCAAGCAAUCCUGCAGCAUCUCAUAACCUAGGAGACCCUUCACUAAGCUCUCUCUAUGGAGAUUGCUCUCACUUUAACAAGGCUGCCACAUUAAAGGCUCUACUGGGGAGUGACAGUGCUCAAGGAAACACACUACAAGCUCAUUUUUUGUCAAAUGGUAUCCUGUCAAAAACGCUGACCUGGAAAGAUUUGAAGAGACAAGAAUGUGUACACGGGCUAAUUCCAGCAAUCUCAGGCCAUUUCCAAAUCUACCCCACAUUUAAAAACAGUUGUCACACUCACUUGAAAUGCCACAAAUGCUACUGUUCACCUAUUCAUGGCUGGGUGAACAAAGAUUCCAAUAAUCGAAGUGGUGAUCAUGAUGAACUGUUUGUUGAUCGUUUCCCUAUCUCAACUACUUUCUCGGCAAAUCACGAAGACUUGGCUCUUGUGAUUGAUAAUCGCUACAUCUCAACUAAGCUUCCUGAAGAAAAACUAAGCAUUUAUUCUGAGACUCGUUCCCUCCCUAAGGUAACUCCUACGAUCACGGGUAAACCUAAAGUUCUUCAGUGGAAUCCAAAUCGUGCAAUAGCUCAAGAAAUUAUUGGACGUAAAGAACCUUUAGUUUUACGAAACACUGUUGUCCAUUCUUGGCCUGCCUUGCAGAAAUGGAACUGGUCUUACAUAUCGGACAAUUUUGGACUCGACAUGUUAGAGUCAGUGAAAUGUACCAGUACAUAUUUGACCUUUGAUCCAGACAGACGUACUCCGCUCAAACUAAACAUCUCUAUUCCAUAUACUACAAGAAAUAUGACACGAGAAGAAUUCUUUAGCUGUGUCAACCUAGAUACUAAGUGUGCUGAUAGUUUUCUAGGCCACUACUACUUUGGAUCAGUACCUGCCAAACUCAAGAAAGAUUUACUGCCAGACCGAUUCCUCUAUAAUUCGGAAAAGGACUACAAAUCAAACAGGCAAUUUAUUUGGAUUUCAUCUUCCGGAAUGAUUACACACACACACUUUGACCAGGACUUUAACUUAUUUGUUCAGCUGGUGGGUAAGAAACGCUUCACUCUAUGGAACACUUUUCAACACGAGCUAAUGUACACGUAUCCAAGAAUACACCCUAUGUGGCAUAAGUCACAGGUUAACUAUAAAGAUGUCGACACACAGAAAUUUCCUGUUUUCACAAAAGCCAAGGCGGUUCAGAUUGAGCUCGGCCCUGGAGAUAUGCUGUACGUGCCCCCAUACACCUGGCAUUACGUAGAGACACUCAGCCCGUCUGUUUCAUUGUCGACCUGGUCACAUGACUACAACGUUUAUGAUCACAUGAAUGCCAUCUAUCAGCAUGACCACAAGUUUGAUCUCAUCAAGGAUCCACGAGGUCAGAUGUUUGUGCUACGGCUGUAUCUGGACAUGAUGAUCCACCACCUCUACGGUGUCAAGGAAACCACAAGCUUUUUUACCAAGCUCGUCCAUACCCGAUUCUCCCCUCUUGCCCACCUCUUUCUCCUUCAAGAAGACGACCCUCUAAUUUGUGUGGGAACUGUGCCCAAUAAGAUCCCCACUUGUGUGCAUGUUCACGGUGACGCUAAACUGGACAUGGUUUUGAUUGGCAACCAUUUUGAAGCACUAGAGCCCGAGGUGAAAGACGUGCUGUUCAUGGAUUAUGUGGAGGAAAUCACUGCACAGGUAGUGGGCAUUAAAAAGAUGGUGGCCUUUUUUCGGUACUGUUUCCUCGGUCAAGGGUAUUACGUAACAGAGGUUGGAAAGGAGGAGCAUUCGCUGUGGGACUACAAAGACAUUGAAGAUGAAACUUAGAUUGAGUUAGUUUAGAUUGAGUUAGUUAUUUUUUAUAUAUAAUUAUUGUGAGAUUUAUAUAUACCAAUU